This is a messenger RNA of Letharia columbiana, 444 nucleotides long. RefSeq lists its product as uncharacterized. The coding region runs from base 1 to 444 and encodes 147 amino acids. The record is from RefSeq and is a predicted model, not a curated record. The transcript is spliced from 2 exons. Lineage: Eukaryota; Fungi; Ascomycota; Lecanoromycetes; Lecanorales; Parmeliaceae.
AUGGACUUCAACAUGGGUUGCUACCCCAUUCUCUCUUUCGAGAUCCGGGACUACUAUGAGAAGGUGAGCAAGGGCCUAAUCGAGGAGAGACCAUAUGACUAUUGGGGCCCUGAGUCAGAGGAGGAAAAGGCUCAUUGGCGCCAAUGGUGCUUGCCAAUCAAGAAAUCUUUUCGCCCGAUAGACUGGGAUUCGGGUUUCACCGGACGUGGCAUCGUGAAAAACAAGGAAAAUGCCAUGGAGAGACCAGGUCUUGUUGGGCCUCUGGGUGAGAUGUUUGUAGUGGAUGUGGACCCUCUAUCGGACGCGAUCGUGUGGAGGAUUGACAGUAGUUCGUCCUCGGAAGCUGAAGUGGGCAAGGGAAGGAAGAAGCAGAAGAGAAGUAGUUUCGAGGCAGCCAACAAGAUGUAUAAACGAGUCAAGGAACAUUUCGCUGCAUUGACCUAG